AUGGAUGUGAAUUUGCAUGGCUGUGUUCUUGGUGAAGACCGUGAAACGGGUCCUGUUCGCAGAGACUACAUCGCUCGUUUCAAUGAAGAAGCAUUACAGGUGGAGGACUAUGACGACAAGAUGGCGCUCUCUGCAAUAUUCAGUGGUCUAAAAGAGGAGAAGUUCGCAUUCUCCAUCAAGAAGAAGCCUCCGAAAACAUCAGAUAAGCUCAUCACCAGAGCUCAAAAGUACGCUAACGCUAAGGAAUUCUCCAACGCUCGCAAGAGUGUUCAAGUAACAAAGCCGACUGGCAAAGGAAAGAGGCCAAGGAAUGAAGAACCUCAGACACCUAGCAAAGGGCCAGAUGACCGCGCUCCUCGCGAUCGUCAUCCAAGCAGAAAACCAGAAGGUAAAUUCCAUUCCUACACCCCCUUCAACACAUCCACCGAGCAGAUUUUUCUGGACAUCCAAGGGCAGAAGCUUCUGAAUUGGCCUGUUUGUAUGAAUGCCGACCCGAAUCAUCGAGACAAAUGCAAGUAUUGUCAUUUUCACCGAGAUCAUGACCACAACACAACCGACUGCAUGGACCUCAAGGAUGAGAUUAAGACCCUCAUUCGUAAAGGUCAUUUGCGCCGAUAUACCAAGGAAGAAAAAAUGGCUCGAAAAGAAGAACGAGAGCAGUCGAAUAACACCCCAGAAGAGCCAGCCGAGAUCCGCACCAUCUUCUGUGACUCGUCUAGUGGAGGUGACUCAAACCGUGCCAGAAAAGCUUAUUUUCAGAAGUCUGAUCCAGAACAUUACAUCCACGUGACCGAGCGGCCUAGCAAGGAACUCCGGGCCAGCCUAUGCAGUCUGACCUUGACGGAAGACGGCGUGCGCAAAAUCCAACAUCCGCAUGAUGACGCCCUAAUGGUUACUAUGACCAUUACCAACCACAAGGUGUACCGCAUCUUGGUCGACACUGGAAGCUCGGCCGAUAUGAUCUACUCCGAAGCUUUUGAAAGAAUGGGCAUUCCAAGGUCACGCCUCAGACCUGUGAAGACCCCCCUGCACGGCUUUACAGGAAAAAGGGUAAUCUCUGAAGGAGUUAUCUCCCUCCCCGUGACCACGGGAGAAGGACAACAUCAAGCCACCCUCAUGGUGGACUUCCUCGUUGUCAAUGUGUCAUCAUUGCAUAACAUCAUUCUGGGCAGACCUUCUCUCAAUGCAAUGAGGGCAGUCGUCUCCGUCUUUCAUCUGAUGAUGAAGUUUCCCGCCGAGGAUGGAACAGGUUACCUCCGAGGCGAGCAGCGCGAAGCUCCGAGAUGUUACGCUAUAGCAGUAAAGAAAGGGUCCGUGAAACAAGCACUCACUGUCAACAUCUUAGAUCCUAAAGGACCUACAGAGGACUCCUCUGUGGAAGACCUGGAGAAAGUAUCGCUCGAUGAAGCAGAUCCAAACAAGACCAUUCAGCUCGGAACGUCAUUAAGUUCUGAACAACAGUCUGAAAUGCUGACUUUCCUACGGCGACAUAAAGAUGUCUUUGCAUAG
Magnolia sinica is the source of this 1509-nucleotide messenger RNA. RefSeq lists its product as uncharacterized. NCBI's taxonomy places the organism in Eukaryota, Viridiplantae, Streptophyta, Magnoliopsida, Magnoliales, Magnoliaceae. The record is from RefSeq and is a predicted model, not a curated record. The coding region runs from base 1 to 1509 and encodes 502 amino acids. The transcript has 2 exons.